Messenger RNA from Nelumbo nucifera (sacred lotus), 5481 nucleotides. RefSeq lists its product as uncharacterized. The record is from RefSeq and is a predicted model, not a curated record. Gene Ontology annotation, molecular function: helicase activity; protein binding; ATP binding. Lineage: Eukaryota; Viridiplantae; Streptophyta; Magnoliopsida; Proteales; Nelumbonaceae.
ACAGAGCCUUGGUUUCAGUUUAAAUGAUGUAUGAAAGUGGAGUUGGAGGUGUGCUUGACGUUUGAUUUAGAAAGAAAAGAAGAAGAGUGCAGGAUUAAUCGCUUUAAUGCUUCUCCUUCAAGAUACUAAAUCAGCGGUUUUAUUUAUUGAGAUGAACAAGUGGCGAAGAUACAGUGGCCUAAAUCCAGCGGAGGCGUCGUCUCUGGGCUCGACCAAAGUGUAUAGACUAAAGACUCUAUGAUCUACGUUGCUGUUGAAUGUUGAUACGUGCACGAAGGCUUUCAUGCACGCGCGGAACAACUUAAACAAUGAGUGAAGAAGCGGGAAGUUGAAAAGCUACCAACGUCUACUCAUGGUCACCUCAGUCUCGGUAGUUGUACCUUUUCGUGUUCCUUCCUCAAUCCACAUCUCGAAUUCUAUGAUUGCAGUCUGCAUAUCCUCUUCUGUUUGAAGUUCUCUAUGCGUUUUCUGGGUGUUUUUGGUGACGCCGGUUGAGUUUGUGUGCGACUUCUCAUCCUUCCACCAUUAAAGAAACUUCUUCUCGACUUUGUUUGGCGCUUUGAUCUUUUGAUAUCUGGCUCAUCGGUUGGAUUGUCAGAUUGAAAAGCUGGAGAUGGAUCGGGUGAAAAAGAAGGCAGAACUUGUUGAUAUUAUACUGAGUUGGCAAAUAGAAGAUAUCCUAAAUGAGAAUCUUUUGAAAGAUAAGGUGAAAGAAAUUCCAACAAGAUUUUCAUCCAUAAGUCAUUAUCUAGAGUCGUUUCAUUAUCCCCUGGUUGAGGAGACAAGAGCAGAGUUGUGCUCAUGUUUGGUUGCUAUUGCUAGUGCUCCUUAUGUGGGCAUACAUUUUAAGGAAGAAAAUGAUGUUUGGGAAUUGCAAUACGGUAGUGAACUGGGAUUUUAUUGUUCUGUCUCAGGGUCUGAGAAAAGGCUUUAUGUCCCUGUAAUCGGUGAUAUGAUUCUUUUCUCUACUUCAGUGCCUGCAAAUGUCUCAGAAUUGACGUCAGGUUUAUCAGUUUCUUGUUUAGCGGUUGUUAGUGAUGCUGGAAAAGGUGCCACUGGGUACGUCAAAGCUAGGCUUGGUGUUCCUUGGAGCAUUGGAACUAAAUGCAUUGGUAGUUCUUUUGUGGCAGUGUUCCUGAUGAAUGUUACAAACGCCAGCCAUGUUUGGUAUUCUUUGCAAGUGGAUACUGGUGAUUCGUGUGCCAAUUUAAACCUUAUUAAGAAGGCAUUAUGUUAUGAGAAUCUGGUUGAGAAAGCAUGCUCCUGUUCCUUUAUGCUUGUUGAGGAUUUUUUUGAUGAGACGUUACGUUUGAAGCUGCAUUGCCUUGAGUUGAAUGAGUCACAAGUUGGUACCAUUCAUUCUGUUAUUUGUGCUAUAAGGUGUAAUCAUUCAUGUACUAUACAAGAGAUUUGUGGAUUACCUGGCACAGGGAAGACUGAAGUUGUUUGCUUGAUUUCGUUGAUUGCCAUGAGAUUAAAAUGUAAAGUCCUUGUUUGUGCACCAAAUUUAUGUUCUCUUAUGGAGAUUGUUUCACGUUUCCGGAAGUUUGUUGGUGAAUCUUCCAAUAUCUCUACUGCACAUGGUAUAUCAAGAUGUAACUUGACAGAAUUUGUAGCAUUUGUUGGUAAAAAUAAGGAACAAGUGAACUUUACCGGUGACAUUACUGAUAUUAAUUUAAAGCAAGCCUGUCUUAUUUUCUGCACAGCAUCUACUUUAUCCAGGUUGCAUUUGUUGGGGCAAAGUAGUUACUUGGAUGUACUGGUUGUUGAUAGAGCUGCUCAAAUAAAAGAGUGUGAGUCAGUUGUUUCAUUGCAGCUUAAAGGCUUAAGACAUGUUCUCCUUGUUGGAAAUGAUUACGAGUUGCCAUCUGCUGUUGUUAGCAAGAUUUCGGAAAGUGCUGGCUUUGGGAGAAGCCUUUUUAGAAGAUUGGGAUUUCUACGACCUCCAAAACGACUUCUUGAUAUACAGUACAGGAUGCAUCCUUCUAUAAGCUAUUUCCCAAAUGUGAAGUUUUUCAAUGGACAACUUUUAAAUGGUCAGAAUGUUAUGGAUAAAAGCUAUGAGAAGCAAUAUCUCUUAGAACACAUCUAUGGUUCAUACUCGUUUCUAAAUGUUGCUGAUGGUAGAGAAGUUCCUGGUGAAAAUGGUGAUAACUGGCAAAAUUUUGUGGAGGCAGCAGUCAUCUGUAAGAUUUUGAUGAAAAUCAAUCAAGCUUGUGCAUCUUCAUGCCAGAGACCCAGUGUUGGAAUAUUGUCCCCAUAUGAUGCGCAAGUUCAGGCUAUUCAGGACAUGGUAUCUAGCAGAAUUGAGCGUAAAUCUGAUUUUUCCUUGUGGAUGAAGGCUUUUCAUAAAAUUGAAAGCAGCGAGGAGGAUGUGAUAAUAAUUUCUAUGGUAAGAUGUAAUGAGAAUGGAUAUGUUGGGAUACCGUCUGAUCCUCAUCUUACAAGUAAUAUUCUGACCAGGGCAAGGAAAUGCCUUUGGAUUGUUGGAAAUGAGUUAACUUUGGCUAGAGGUCCUUCCAUCUGGAAAGACCUUGUGCUUGAUGCGAAAGAACGUGGUUGUUUCUUCCAAGUUGGGGAGGAUAGACAAUUGGCUGGAGUAAUUUUAAAUAUCAAACAAGAGUUAAAUCAGCUUGAUGAUUUGUUGAAAGAUGACACUGCACUUUUCAAGAAGACAAAGUGGAAGAUUUUAUUCAGUGAUAACUUCAAGAAGUCUUUCAUUUCUUUGAGGACUCUGUUGUGCAAGCAACUAGUUAUUGGGUUCUUGUUAAAGCUAGCAAAUGGUUGGCGUCCAAAGCGCACAUACCCAUACCCUUUAUGUCCAUCAUUGUCUAAGAUUGUGAAGCUAUACAGGGUGCAUGGGUUAUAUGUUAUCUGUACUACUGAUACCAUCAAACGUUCAAAGUUUAUCCAGGUAUUGAGGGUAUGGGAUGUCUUAGCACUUGUGGAUAUUCCAAAGCUUAUGGAUGAACUUGAAAACAUGGUUUCAUUGUGUACUGAUAGAUACAUAGAACUAUGCAGCAAUGAGAAACAUGAAGGGGAUCUCGUUGUGCCAAUGACUUGGAAAAUCUCUUCUGAUUUUGUCAAGUAUAAGGAAUCAUCGUACUCACAAGAUUAUUCUAGUCUUUCUGGGGGUUUACAUCGCAUAAAAAACUUAAAGUUUAGUGAAAGUUUGUUGCUGAUGAAGUUCUAUUCUUUAUCUUCUGGUAAUGCUAAAUACAUGCUAACUGCUUGUGACGGGAAAGAAAUUGAACUUCCAUUUGAAUUAAGUGAGCUUGAGUCAGAGGUAAUUAGGUUUCCAAGAAGUGCUUUUGUAGUAGGGAGGUCUGGAACGGGAAAGACUAUUGUGUCAGUUAUGAAACUGAUUCGUAGGGAACAACACCAUGUUAUUGCCUCUGAUGGUUUUUCAAGCCCAGUUGAUGAACCAUAUUGUUUUAUGAGCUAUGAGAAUCUUGCAGCUCCUAAGACCAGUGCUCUACGCCAGAUUUUUCUAACUGUCAAUGCAAAUCUUUGUUCGUCAGUGAAAGACUACAUUACACGGCUUAGAAGGCUUGUUACUGGUGAUGAAAUACAGGGGGACCUAAAUGAGAUAAAGAUGCAAGAGGUUGGUGAUGAUUUAUCUUUAUUUUCUGAUAUUCCUCAAAGCUUCAUUGAUAUUCCAGAGAGACAUUUCCCCCUGGUUAUUUCUUUGAGGAAAUUCUUGUUAAUGCUAGAUGGUAGCAUGCCGGCAUCAUAUUUUGAUAGAUUUCAUGAUAUAAAGGAGAUAUCUGAUGAUAAACGAUCUUAUUUGUCCCAUGCAUCACAACAGCUUAUCAGAAGUAAGGAGGUUGAUUUUGAACGCUUUUAUACUUUAUACUGGCCCAGUUUCAACAUGAAGUUUACCACGAAACUGGAUCCUGCUUUGGUGUUUACUCAAAUUAUUUCUUAUAUAAAGGGUGGACGUGGACUGGGUAAAACCUAUCAUCAUGAAAAAAUGGAUGAAAAUGAUUACAUCAUGUUGUCUGAAAUGCGAAGUUCUACUUUGUCCAAAGAUGAAAGAGAGAUGAUAUAUAAGAUUUUCCUUGAUUAUGAGAAAAGGAAACAGAUGAAUGGUGAUUAUGACAUCUCUGAUUUGGUGAUUGACCUUCACUGUCGAUUCAGAGUUGAUGGGUAUAAGGGUGCUAUGGUGGACUUUGUUUAUGUUGAUGAGGUCCAGGAUUUUACCUUGAAUCAGAUUUCUCUACUAAAAUAUAUCUGUGCAAACGUCCAGGAUGGAUAUCUUUUCUGUGGUGACACAGCACAAACCCUCAUGAAGGGUGUCAGCUUUAGGUUUCAGGAAAUCAGGUCCAUGUUUUACAGAGAGUUUCUUGGUGAGUCUGGUAAGUUGUCUGAUCUCUUUCAGUUGACCCAAAAUUUUUGUACACAUGCUGGAAUCUUGAAUUUGGGACAGAGUAUUCUGGAGUUGUUGUACCAUUUCUUUCCAUUAUGCAUUGAUCGUUUGAUUGUGGAACGAAGCCCCAUUUAUGGAGAGACCCCUGCAAUUAUUGAAUCAGCAAAUGAAGAUAUCCUAGGGACUAUGUUUGAGACUGGAGGAAUCGGUAGCAAUUGCCUACUUACAUUUGGAGCAGAACAGGUCAUUUUAGUUCGUGAUGACUUAACCAAAAGGGAAGUUAUUGAUCAAAUAGGAAACAAUGCUGUUGUUUUGACCAUUUUUGAGAGCAAGGGCUUGGAGUUUAAGGAUGUUUUGAUAUACAAUUUUUUCAAGGGGUCUCCUUUGAAACAGCAAUGGAGGGUAAUUUAUGAAUUCAUGGAUGGUCAAGGCUUACUUGAUGCUUCUUUGACUAAGUUUCCCUGUUUCAAUGAAAAUAAGCACAUUACAUUAUGUUCUGAAUUAAAGCUAUUAUAUGUUGCAAUUACUCGCACAAGAAAUAGGCUGUGGAUCUUUGAAAGUAUGCCAGAAUUAGCGAAACCAUUGUUUGAUUACUGGAAAACGAGGAAUCUUGUCCAACAGAGGAAAUGGGGUUUAUCCUUUAUUUCUAGUAUGCAAAUUCUCUGUAAACCUGAGGAGUGGAAAAUUAGAGGUCAGAAGUUUUUUAAUGAGGGAAACUAUCAGGCUGCAAUAUUGUGUUUUAAACAUUCCGGAGAUGUUUACCUGGAAAAUUGGGCCAAAGCUGCAUCUUUUCAAAUGGAUGGAGAUCGUAAAUUACAUACAGAUUUUCAAACAGCUCUUAAUUUACUAUCAAAGGCUUCUGAGAUUUAUGAGAUGAUUGGAAAAUUUGAGUCAUCAGCCAUAUGUUUUAUGAAGUUAGGCUAUUAUGAAAAAGCAGCAAGGAUUUAUCUCGAGAAGUGCCAAGAACCCAUGUAUGAAGAUGCUGGAGAUUGUUUUAUGUUAGCUAGUUGUUGGUCAGAUGCAGCUUUGUGUUAUGCUCAAGGACAGUGUCUUUCAAAAUGCAUGACCUCUUGCCGAAAAGGCUGACUUGUUGAAUUGGGAUGGGAAAUCCU